Messenger RNA from Triplophysa dalaica, 1266 nucleotides. RefSeq names its product translational activator of cytochrome c oxidase 1 (gene taco1). Gene Ontology annotation, cellular component: mitochondrion. NCBI's taxonomy places the organism in Eukaryota, Metazoa, Chordata, Actinopteri, Cypriniformes, Nemacheilidae. The coding region runs from base 304 to 1032 and encodes 242 amino acids. The record is from RefSeq and is a predicted model, not a curated record. The transcript has 5 exons.
UGGUGUUGAGGACUGUGAGGCUCGUGCGGGGCAAAUUUACUGUUCAGUGACAAAAACUUUUGUGGAGAACAAUUAUGGUGAAGUUUAACAUUCUAUUAUAGUACUAUUUCGUAAGUAACACGCACUGAUUAUAUUGAUUAUGGUUGUAAUGUUGAUUUUAAAGCCUUAAAAUGACCUUGUCGCACCACUGAAUGCAUGGAGCUUUAGGAAGGGCAGCAUUCAUUUUUGACGUUUAAUUAAAGUCAUUCUUGUUGGUCACUUAUAUGCAUCACGUGUUGGUGUCUAUCAAGUGAGUGAAGGACAAUGUUAGGAAACAUGAUGCUGAGAGCUGUCACACACACAGUGAGAUUGUCUCUAGUGGUUCACCGUUGCUGUCAGUGUCCAGUCCUGCACACAUGCAGAUGGCUGCACUCGAACCCUGAGCUCUGGGCAGGACACAACAAAUGGUCCAAGGUAAAGGAUAUUAAAAUACCUAAAGAUGCUGCUCGAGCCCGGGUGAUGGCCAAAUACUCCCUGAUGAUCAGGAUCGCAGUCAGAGAGGGGGGAUCUAAUCCAGAAUUUAAUAUCAAUUUGGCACAGAUUUUGGAACAGUGUCGGAACAAGAAUCUACCAAAAGCCAGCAUAGAAGGAGCAAUAAAAGGCGCUAAGUCAAAGCCAGGAUUGCAGCAUCUUUAUGAGGCCACAGGCCCAGGCGGCUGCACGUUACUUAUAGAGGUUUUGACAGACAAUAACACACGAUCCCAUCAAGAAAUAAAACGCAUCAUGACAAAACAUGGUGGGGCGCUGUGUGAAGGAGCACGCCGUAACUUUGACAGGAAAGGUGUUGUGGCAGCAUCCAGAGAUGAAAUCACCUCUGAGAAGGCUCUAGAACUGGCCAUUGAGGCAGGAGCUGAAGAUGUACAGGAGACUGAGGAUGAGGAGGAGAGACCUGUACUACAGGCUCAGCUGGAGACGGCAUCUUCUCUGCUGGAGACUCUCCAUGACUGUCCUGAUGUGGUCCGAGUGUGGGAUAACAUUCAGGCACAGAGUUAGCACUCACAAUAAGUGAGGUGAUUGACACUCGGUACAGAAAAAUGCGAAGACAUACAGACUGAUGAUAGAGAUGGAAAUAUACUUGCUCAGAUUGAUUGUUUGAUGGUGAAUGGAUGAUGUCUUAAUGCAUUCUGACAAUAUACUUUUAUCGUUUUGUGAAUAAAGAAGUUUUACUCAUGCAUGUGGAUGUCAGGCAGGAUUGUGAACAUUUAAUAAAAUGAAGUAUUAAAUCGA